Messenger RNA from Hibiscus syriacus, 763 nucleotides. RefSeq names its product dihydroneopterin aldolase 2-like. The coding region runs from base 105 to 539 and encodes 144 amino acids. Gene Ontology annotation, molecular function: dihydroneopterin aldolase activity. Lineage: Eukaryota; Viridiplantae; Streptophyta; Magnoliopsida; Malvales; Malvaceae. The transcript has 3 exons. The record is from RefSeq and is a predicted model, not a curated record. Gene Ontology annotation, cellular component: cytoplasm. Gene Ontology annotation, biological process: folic acid-containing compound metabolic process.
CCUUCUUUCCCCCUUUAGUUUACAAACAUCAAAAACAGAACAACUUAUCCAUCUUCCCCCUACUACUUUCUGCAAUUUCACGUUUUGGAAACAGCUAGACUACAAUGGCUGCACCCAGCUGUGGGACAACGACGGAGGCUGUGGGGAACGGAAUACCAACAGGAGACAAACUCGUAUUGAGGGGCUUGAAAUUUCAUGGUUACCAUGGGGUAAAGCCUGAAGAGAAAAAACUGGGUCAGAAGUUCGUGAUCGAUGUAGAUGCCUGGAUGGAUCUUCGGAAUGCCGGUAAAUCCGACGACUUAUCCAAUACACUUAGUUACACCGCUAUUUACCGCAUAGUGAAGGAAGUAGUGGAAGGACAAUCUCAGAAUCUUUUAGAAUCAGUGGCUCAAAUGAUUGCAUCAAAAAUCUUCACAAAUCACCCUCAGAUAUCUGCUGUUCGUGUGCAAGUUCAGAAGCCUCAUGUUGCUGUUCAGGGUUCUAUCGAUUACCUUGGAGUUGAGAUUGUCAGAUAUAGGAGCAUUGAUGCUCCUAACUGAUCUCCGACAUAUACAUUUAUACAUGUAUGAACGUAUGUAUGUACGAAUGCUUCAUCUUUUGAAAAGUCGUUUGCGGGUGGGAACGAUGCCUGGUAUUGCCUGACUGGUUGUAGUUUUUUUUCAUGUGUGAUAUGUGUUGUGUGGUGGAAUGUGUCCAAGCCGCCAAGACUAUAAUUUCUUCCUAUGAAUAUUAAUCAAGGGCUAUCCAAAUUAUUGUGUUUUUA